Solanum verrucosum is the source of this 1641-nucleotide messenger RNA. RefSeq names its product protein DETOXIFICATION 32-like. Bases 34 to 1527 code for a protein of 497 amino acids. The record is from RefSeq and is a predicted model, not a curated record. Gene Ontology annotation, biological process: xenobiotic detoxification by transmembrane export across the plasma membrane. NCBI's taxonomy places the organism in Eukaryota, Viridiplantae, Streptophyta, Magnoliopsida, Solanales, Solanaceae. Gene Ontology annotation, molecular function: xenobiotic transmembrane transporter activity; antiporter activity. The transcript has 7 exons. Gene Ontology annotation, cellular component: membrane.
AAACAGAGGAAGAAAACAGGGGAUUUUGUUACAAUGGCAGUAGAACCAUUGGGGAGUUUUGAAAUGGAAAGGAGAUUUGAAGGUGAUGAUUGUGAUGAUGCUAAGAAGAUGAGUAAAAAGAGCUUGAAUGAAUCCAAGAAGUUAUGGGAAAUAGCUGCUCCUGCCAUUAUCACCGCGGUUUCUCAGUUCUCCAUUGGAUUUGUUAGCAUUGCAUUCGUUGGACAUCUUGGUUCUCUAGAGCUAGCAGCCAUCUCUGUUGUUCAGAAUGUUGUUGAAGGUUUUGUUUUUGGAAUUAUGUUAGGGAUGGGAAGUGCUCUUGAGACACUUUGUGGACAAGCUGUUGGAGCAGGGCAAUUUGAUAUGCUUGGCAUAAAUCUACAAAGAUCAUGUGUGAUUACUCUAGCGACAGCGUUGUUAUUGACACCUUUUUAUGUAUUCACAUCAGAAAUAUUGAAGCUACUACAUCAGGACAAGGAAAUUUCAGAAGUUGCAGGGAAGUACGCGAUUUGGGUGAUUCCUCAACUCUAUGCUUACGCGUUGAACUUUCCUGUUCAGAAGUUCUUACAAGCUCAAAGCAAAAUAUGGGUUAUGACAGUAAUCAAUAUUGUCAUAUUGGUAUUUCAUAUUGUAUUGAAUUGGGUGCUGGUGACAAAGCUCGGACAUGGACUUUUUGGUGCUGCUAUGGCAGGGAACGUCUCGUGGUGGCUCGUGGUUUUAACUCAGAUUUUCUAUGUUAUUGCUGGGUUUUUUCCUGAAUCAUGGACUGGAUUUUCUAUGUUAGCUUUCAAAUCUCUCUGGAGUUUUGUUAAAUUAUCACUUGCAUCAGCUGUCAUGUUAUGUCUGGAGCUUUGGUAUUUUACUGUGGUGAUCCUCAUGGUUGGCUGGUUAAAGAAUCCGGAAAUAGCAGUAGAUGCUAUAUCAACCAGCUUGGCGUUGCAACUUUGGGUACUAAUGAUCACUCUAGGUUUCAAUGCUGCAAUCAGUGUUCGUGUUUCCAAUGAGCUAGGAGCUGGUCGUCCAAAAGCUGCAAAGUUCUCAGUACUAGUUGCUGUAAUUACAUCAACUCUAGUCGGAGUUGUAUUUACAGUUGCUGUAAUUGCUACUAAGAACUAUUACCCGAGAUUGUUUUCUGAUAAACCUGAAGUCAUACAUGAGACAUCUAAGUUGGCAUACUUCUUAGCUGCUACUAUCUUUCUAAUGAGCAUCCAACCUAUACUUCAUGGGGUAGCAGUUGGUGCUGGAUGGCAAUAUUCAGUCGCGAUUAUAAACAUCGUUUGCUACUAUAUGGUUGGGCUUCCAUUAGGUGCUUGUCUUGGUUACAUUGCCAAUACUGGUGUUAAGGGAAUUUGGACAGGAAUGCUCGUUGGUACCCUGCUUCAAACAAUAGUUUUGACGUUCAAAAUGUGGAAAGCUAAUUGGCGAAAAGAGGCAAUUCAUGCUGAAGAACGCAUCAGAACAUAUGGCGAUCAGCCUUCUCAAGAUGAGAUUGAGCACAUUGGUUCGCGUAAUACCUCGCCUCUGCAAUAAACAAAGUAGAUCAUAAAAGAAUCGGAUAGGUAUAUAGUAUAGUAAAACUGGAAAAUUUUGCAUUAGAAUUGUUUAGGACUGCAACAAAAAUUUGGUCACAAUGGACCUGAUUGC